CAAAAGUCUGUUUGCUGCCGGCUCACACCCACAAGUCAGUGCCGACAGACGGAAGCGGGGCAUGGCUGCGUGACACACGCUCUGCUUCUGCUCCCAGUGCUCCCAGUGCUCCUGGGCUGCUGGAAUGGGGAACAUUGCGUGCGUCCCGCAGGCGCCUGGGGGGUUCCGGCACUCCUUCAGGAGGAAACCUUCGCUGAAGAAAGAGCAAAAUGGCAAGAAAAAGCUGCCCAGCUUCUUCGGCAUAGACGGCGAUGGGGAGAGGGAUACAACGACAGACAAAAUCCUGCAGUACAUCCCUGGGAAGAGCAUUCAGAACCAAGAAAACCAGAAGGAAAACCUGGACCAGAGGUUCCCCAGCCUGUUCAAGAAGGGACGGAGGAAAACGGUCGUCAGGAACCUGGGGAAAAUCAUCUAUUAUUCCAAGGUCAAAUUCAAGUUUCAGCACUGCCAGGAGGUCAAUGAUUGCUACCUGGAGCUCUUCCAGUCUCACCUCUACUUCCAGUCCGUGGGCUCCAAUGGGCUCACCUACCAGGGCCUGCUGCCUUUGAAAGAGCUGAAUGUCUGUGAGGUGGAGAGCAGGAGGAGCGCGGGGCAGGAGGAGCAGCACGCCUUCCGCAUCACAGGUCCAUUGCUGAACCCUCUGAUUGUGUUCUGCCCCACGGAGCCGGAGCUGAAGCAGUGGCUCUAUCACCUGGAGAAGCAGAUCCACCUGAACGGAGGGAACCUGGGCUUGCCCUUCAUUGCUCAGGAUGACUGGAAGCAGAGCUCGGUGGGGAAGGAAGAGCUGCGGUGGUCGGUGCAGAACAUGCCUGUCCAGGAGUGGAGGGGGACCCAGCGGGAAUCCCUCGGUGACGUCCUCUGUGUUUCCAAAGUGAAGCUCCAGCACCUGCCUUUCCAGGAGCAGCACGAGCGCCUGCUGGUGCUGUACCCCUCCACGCUGGUGAUUGUGUCUGAAGAACACAACGGCCUCUACUUUAAGGGCGAGCUGCCACUCAAUGCCAUCCAGGUGUUGUUUGAAGAGAAUGAGAAAACCUCAUUUUUAAUAGAAGGCCGGCUGAUCAACUCCAUCCGCGUCAUCUGCCGCAGCUAUGAGGAUUACCAGGAGUGGCUCUACUGCCUCAAAACUGCCCAGUUUCGAAAUGCUGACUCCUCCUUGUCCGGAUCAGAGAGUUUCUCAGGAUCAAAGCUGCCACACCUCAGCCAGUUUGCUGGCAGUGGGAGAGGCUCACUGGCCUCCGAUGGCCGCACCAACUCUUGGGCUUCUGGAGGGAAAGGGACCAACACCCUGACACACCUGUCCCAGCACAGCGGCUCGCUGCACGACGCUCAGUCCUUCAUGCUGCUGGAGGAGCCACACAGCCCUGGUUAUUCCCAACCUCUCCAUUGCCUGCCCCACACCAACUGGCCAAGCACCGUGCUGCCUGUGCAGGAGCUGCGCAGGGGCAGCAGCACCAAGAAGCCCAAAGGCAGAUGUGGUCCAGGCACGCAGGAUGUGGAACAGGCACCGUGCAGCCUCAUCUCCCAGCACCCCAUCCUGCCUGCGCUGUACACUGAGCCCUACUGCACCUAUAGCACACCGCAUCGCCCCACGGACCCCCCAGCACAGCUGGAAAUGAGCAACGUCCUGCAGUGUCAGAAGAUUGCCCAGCCCCUGCCCGGCAGGCACUGGAUGGAGGUGCUCGGGGCACAGAGACACCCCCAGCUUCCUGCAGAUGCUCCAUACCUUGCCAACGUGUCAUCUCUGCCAGAGGAACAUCUGGGCCCCUUGCUGCAGCCACCAGAUGAUGGCAUGGGUGCCUACGAUGUGCCAGAAGGCGGCUGCCUGCACCGUGACUCUGCAGUGUACCACGACUACGCUGAGCUGCAGAGCUUCCAGAGCGAGCUCAGCUAUGACAACCUGUGGGACGCCGAGGGCAGGGAGCCAGACAGCCCAGCACCCUGCUAUGAAGUGUGAGCAGAGGUCCUCACCGGGCACAGGAUGACCCCUGGGCUCUGUUCUCCCACCCCGGUGGGUGUGGGAAGCAAAGGGAUCCGCAGCGAUCCCUGGGAGCAGUGUUAAGGACAUCCCAGAAUGGUUCCCACUGCGAGGGGGGAGGGGGGAAGGGGGCCACAUCCUCCUCCCAUCCCUCAGCAUCUGGGGGCACCUGGGGAGAUCAGGGCACAAACAACAGGGGACAGAGUCUGGGUGCUAUCACUCUGCAGCCUCUUGGCCAGAUCCCUCAGCACAUAUGAGGUCAGCAGCAAACCCAAAUGUUUUCUUUUUUACCUGAGGCUCCAAAUUCUUAACCUUUGUCCCCUCUGGAGGCUGCAAACCAAACAUAGCGAUGAAAUCUCUGUUUUGGUGCACACAGAGCAACCCAGCAGCGUUUUGUACUUGAAUGUCUACGUAUUACAUUGUACUUACCUGUAUUUUCCAGAAGGUAUCCAGCAAAGUUUACAUUGCGAGGUUUGAGUGAAUUUGAUGUAUUUAAUGUGUACAUGUGGCUGAGUCGGAGAUGUAUUUAAUGUUGAAGCUGUGGAUGAGGCUCGGUGCUGCGGUGCGUGUGUUGGGUUGGGUCUUCUGCUGUCGUUGUGUCGUUCCAGGUUUACCUUUUGUUGGGAAGCUGUGUACUAAUAACCAACAGGAUCUAUUUAUUCAGAAUGGAAUGGUACUGUGAGCCCUACAAUUACAGCGCACCUUCCUCUGGCAGGCGUUGUUCUCUCUUUGCCAUCCCUUUGCCCUCACUCUCCUCCCGUGUCCUGGGGGUCUCAGGAAGGGGCUUUCCAAUUCACUCCAUGCACCUGCAGCAAGCUGCUCGGCCUUGCUGGCAGCACUGCAACCCUCAGCAGCAGCCCUCUGCCCCCACAGCUGCACUGGGUUAAAUUGCAUCCCUGGUGCAUGGCUGCAGUGUUGGCUCCUGGGCUCCAUCUGAGUGAGACUCAAAUAUCUCCUCCUGGCAUUGCUCUGAUACAGCAGGAGGUGGCAAUAGCAGCACGGUCCCACUGCGCCGUUCCAGCUCCCAGCGCUCCCUCUGAAGCCCUCUUGCUGGCAAUGACACAGCCCUGACCUAACAGAAAUGUCCGCAGGAAGCUUUGCUCUCAUCUCAUGACAGGGGAUGUGACUGAAAUAUAAAAGGAGCUGCUGUGGCCAAGCAGAUUGCAGCACAGAGCUGUUGCCCCCUCGGCGCACACGGUGCAAGCAGGCCAGCACCUGCCUGACUUUUUCAAGGAGGUGACAGCCAUGGGAGCUGCGUGCAGGGCAGGGUGGCACUGCGCCCACCUCGGUGACACGCACGAAGCCUCCAGGAUGCACCCAAAAGGUCGUUUCUAUGGUGGUGGUGGGGCUGAGAUGCUGAGCUGCUGGCUGCUCCCACUUGCACCUCAGGUUCACCUGGCUGCUAAGAGAGGUCAGCGCU
Messenger RNA from Lagopus muta (rock ptarmigan), 3395 nucleotides. It is a transcript of the gene PLEKHN1, whose product is annotated as pleckstrin homology domain containing N1. Gene Ontology annotation, cellular component: cytoskeleton; mitochondrial membrane. Gene Ontology annotation, biological process: 3'-UTR-mediated mRNA destabilization; positive regulation of apoptotic process; response to hypoxia. Bases 125 to 1954 code for a protein of 609 amino acids. Gene Ontology annotation, molecular function: phosphatidylinositol phosphate binding; phosphatidylserine binding; cardiolipin binding. The transcript has 15 exons. The record is from RefSeq and is a predicted model, not a curated record. Lineage: Eukaryota; Metazoa; Chordata; Aves; Galliformes; Phasianidae.